CGCGCGCGGCUGAGAAAAGUCCACUUCGGUUUUUCCGUGAAGCUCCAAAAAUCUAUGAAAUGUGUUUGCAUGUUCCUCUCCGCGAGCGGGGAUGUAGAGAGAGAGGUGGGAUCGCAAAAGGAGCGAGGAAGCUCGGGGAACCCACGCGCUCAGCCUUCGGAGAAAGUGCGCUCCUCGGCCGGGAAACAAACUGACAUCAAACGUCUCCGGCUCCUUUCGGCGCCUGUCACCAGCGGACUGAGCCGGACUGCGCUCACGGAAAAGAAGCUUUUUUCUCUCCUUCUCCCCCCCAUUGCCUCUGUUCUUGUUUUUGUCACCUCGUUCGGCUCGGCGGGCAGGCAGGCUGAGGGGGGGGACAGAGGAGGGAGAGAGAGAGAGGGAGAGAGAGAGAGAGGAGGGAGAGAGACGGACCGCUCGGACUCUAGGAGCCCUCCCCUCUGCUCGGAUCUGCUGUGGUAGCUACCUGAUAACCCAUGGAAGAGCGUGGCUGAGGGCUGAGCUGUAGUGGGGGCAGAAGGCUUCAGUGCCUGUCUGUCGCUGGCUGGCCGGUCCGCUGAGGUGAGGCGCCACUCUCACCGGAGCAAAGAACGGGCCGCAGAAAAGUUCGCCUGACCCUGCCCCCUUUCCACCCUCACUUCCAACCCAGGCACCCACGCUCUGGACCAUGUCUAGCGGGCUGUCGGAGGGGGGCCAGACCAAGGACCUGGUGCAGAGCAGCUGCAAACCGGACUCUCCUGUCACAGAGCGCAGGAAUCGAAGCGGGAUCAUCAGCGAGCCCCUCAGUAAGAGCCUUAAGAACUCCCGCACCCUCUCCCAGUACACAGCAGUCUCCUCUGCCACCACCAAUGGACACACGGACGGUAGCGCAACAAAGAGCCACUCGGCCAAACCUCAGCCGCCCCCGCCGGCUCAACCUACUGUCUCAACGCUAACAGCAGCCAAGUUGGACCGGACCUUAGAACAAGUUCUGGAGGGACAGAAUGGCCUGCUGCACUUUGCCCAGGCAGCAGCACUGUUAAAGCGGGCCGGGAUGGAGCACAUGCUCCUGCCUGGGGGCAUGGGAGUGGGAGUUGGCGGCGGAGAUACGGGCUCGGGGGCUAACGACUUGGAGGGCAGGUCUGUCGCGGAUGCCGUAGGUGGUCCAGUUGACUUCCCAUAUGGAGUAGGGGGCGGCUUCCCCUUCAACCCGGGGCUUUUCAUCAUGACGCCGGCGGGAGUCUUUCUGGCGGACAGCGCGCUUCACAUGGCUGGCCUGGCCGAGUACCCAGCGCAGAGCGAGCUGGCCUCUGCCAUCAACUCCGGGAAAAAGAAACGGAAACGCUGCGGCAUGUGCCCACCGUGCCGGCGGCGGAUUAACUGCGAGCAGUGCAGCAGCUGCCGGAACCGAAAAACGGGCCACCAGAUCUGCAAGUUUCGCAAAUGUGAGGAGCUAAAGAAGAAGCCGUCUGCUGCUCUGGAGAAGGUGAUGCUUCCUGCGGGAGCGGCRUUCCGGUGGUUCCAGUAGGACUCCUCCACGGCUCCCUACCCAAAGCUCUGCCAUCAAGUGCAAUGCCAACUCCUGGAUUGUCUCCAGAACACAGAACAGACACUGGUUAAUAAACAAACUGGCAAUGAAUAAAGAUAUAGAGAAAGGAAGAAUAAUAAAAAAAGAGAAGCAGAAAUUUAGAAGAAAAAAAAAACAAUCGGAUAAUAGAUGCACCUACUUAAUCCUUGAACCAAAAAUGAAAUGUAAAGAAAAGCAUCUAUGGCAACUUUUCAUUCCCUUUUGUAUGUUUCCAUUUUGGUACCUUUUUUUUGUUUGUUUUUCUUUUUCUUUCUUUUUCUCUGUUGCUUCAACACAGAACUGCUUGUUGCCAGAAACAGAAAUGACGGACUGAGUGUGGACAAUCAAACUUAUUUCUGUGUUUGGUGUUAAUGUUGUUCAUGUGUGGAACGAUCCAGUACUCACGUAGAGAAUGUAAAUUUACAGCUAUAUGACAAGUGGCUAAUGGAAAAACAUUGUAAUUUCUCACCGUUACCUUCCUGAAAUCCUCGUCUGUUUUAGGAUUCGUUUUCAAUGAAGGGGAUCGUUUAAAAUUUCUUUUUUUUUUGCUGCCAAAUUGGUGAAAGAGGUUUAAAUUGUGACGUUGUCAGUUUGAUACUGAAAUGAAACUGAAUAUUAUCAUUGGGCAGAGCUCCAGAGAGUCUUCACUGGAUUGAUGCUGCUUUUUUAUAAUUUGCCAGAGCUGUCACUACUGUAAUCUCCUCAAUAAGCCCUCCUCUGCAUUUCCAAACUUUAACUUUUUUAUUUUAUUUUAUUUUAUUAGUGAAAACUGGCAGCCUUAUUUUACUGUUGCCCUACUGAGCAAGUGCCAAUACUGCUCCGGGCAAUCGCACCAAGAGACAGCACUUGCUACCCUACUGAACGCACUGAGAAAAACAUUGCAUUUUUAAAAAGUUUGUGUUUUUUUUGUUUUGUUUUUGUUAUAAAUUUCAUGAUUUUGUUAAGUUGCAGAGUAGCUAUACAGCUUUUUAAAAAAAUAACUCAAUAUUUGUACUUGUUUAGAAGAUUGGACUGGUUUUGUGAAUAAAAAGGAAUGCAUGUAUUUGUGUCAAAUUUUAUAGUUCUGAUGUUUGUCUAAUUGUCCGUUUGCAUGUGUUUUUUCUUUUCUUUUUUUAAAACAGUGACUAAAUGAAAUAUUGAGUUUAGUACUUUGUUUUUUUACACAGGUGAAAUGAAACAAAUGCUCCCAUUUUUUCAUAUGAUUGGACGGCAUGACAAGAAAAUUUCGUACUCCAGCAAAAAAAAAUAAUAAAAAAAAAAAAUAAAAAGGAAAAGAAAAGAAAGAAAGAAAGAAAAGUCCUUCAGGUGGUGGUCCCGAUCACCGUGAUGUUGGCUGAGAUAUCGCUCUUGUUGCCUAUGUAAUAUCUUCCUACACUGGAAUGAUGAAGCCUUGCUGUGCUCAAAUGUAACCAAAAUGAUUUAAAAAGAUGUUUGAAUAAGAAA
This is a messenger RNA of Austrofundulus limnaeus, 2986 nucleotides long. RefSeq names its product CXXC finger protein 5a (gene cxxc5a). Gene Ontology annotation, molecular function: methyl-CpG binding; zinc ion binding. Gene Ontology annotation, cellular component: nucleus. The record is from RefSeq and is a predicted model, not a curated record. Bases 665 to 1504 code for a protein of 279 amino acids. NCBI's taxonomy places the organism in Eukaryota, Metazoa, Chordata, Actinopteri, Cyprinodontiformes, Rivulidae. The transcript has 3 exons.